Molecule: messenger RNA, 624 nt
Organism: Python bivittatus (Burmese python)
Lineage: Eukaryota; Metazoa; Chordata; Lepidosauria; Squamata; Pythonidae
Gene: BMERB1
Product: bMERB domain containing 1
Biological process (GO): negative regulation of microtubule depolymerization
Cellular component (GO): microtubule cytoskeleton
Source: RefSeq, a predicted model, not a curated record
AUGGAGUUGAAGCAAUCCAUCUCAGCCAGUUUGGAAGCUGAGAAAUCGCUGAGGAGCUACGGGGCGGUGAAGGAGACGGAGUGGAAAACCGAGGGUCUCGGCAAAAAUCAACUCAACAUCAUUUCAAUGGCAGAAACAACCAUGAUGCCCGAGGAAAUAGAGAUGGAAAUGGCAAAGAUCCAAAGACUUCGAGAAGUCUUGGUCAGAAGAGAGUCAGAACUGAGAUUUAUGAUGGACGACAUCCAGUUGUGCAAAGACAUUAUGAACCUUAAGAAAGAGUUGCAGAAUUUAGUAGCCAUCCCAGAAAAAGACAAGACUAAGCUGCAGAAUCAAAGAGAGGAUGAGUUGAUCCAGAAAAUCCAUAAAUUAGUGCAGAAAAGAGACUUUCUCGUUGAUGACGCAGAAGUGGAGAGAUUGAGAGAGAAGGAAGAAGACAAGGACAUGGCUGAUUUCCUACGGAUUAAGUUGAAACCUUUGGAUAAUGUUGUACAGUCUCCAACCAGGGUACCUACAGAGAAGAAAGCUGAGCCUCCACCAGUUCCUCCCAACAAGCCCACUAUUGCCAAAACCAGCACUGCUCUCAUUAAGGAUUGCUGUGGGAUGACCCAGUGCGCCAUCAUGUAG